Messenger RNA from Anopheles maculipalpis, 1005 nucleotides. RefSeq names its product protein MEMO1. NCBI's taxonomy places the organism in Eukaryota, Metazoa, Arthropoda, Insecta, Diptera, Culicidae. The transcript is spliced from 4 exons. The record is from RefSeq and is a predicted model, not a curated record. Bases 91 to 978 code for a protein of 295 amino acids.
AGAAAGUGUUUUCCAAGUACAAGUCAUACGGGGUGUUGUGAUCUGCUACGGGAAGCGACCGACAGGCAGCUAGUUUACAACUCUCUCCAAAUGCCAAAUAUGUAUCGUGAAGCGACGCAUGCCGGUAGCUGGUAUACGGAUUCUGGGGCAGAAUUGAACCGCCAACUGAAUGGUUGGUUGAAUGAUGCAGAUUUAACGUAUGGUCCUGCCCGUGCCAUCAUCGCUCCGCACGCCGGAUAUCGCUAUUGCGGUGCCUGCGGUGCUUGGGCUUAUCGACAGAUUAGUCCUGCCGUGGUUAAACGUGUGUUCAUUUUGGGUCCUUCGCAUCAUGUGCGAUUGUCUCGUUGUGCCCUAUCGGCUGCCCAAUACUGCCGUACGCCAUUGUACGAUCUGAAAGUGGAUCAACAAAUCAAUAAACAGCUAGAAAGCACCGGCCACUUCAAGUGGAUGGAUCAAAAGACGGACGAAGACGAACACAGUAUCGAAAUGCACCUUCCAUAUGUGGCAAAAGUGAUGGAAGAGUACAGCGAUCAGUUCACUAUAGUCCCGGUAAUGGUCGGAUCAAUCAGCAACGAAUGGGAAGAGACGUAUGGCAAAAUCUUUGCACCGUACCUUGCCGAUCCUCAAAAUUUGUUCGUCAUUUCGUCCGACUUUUGCCACUGGGGCCAACGGUUUCGUUACACGUACUACGAGGAAGGUUCCGGUCCCAUCUACAAGUGGAUCGAAACGCUAGACAAGAUGGGUAUGGAUUUGAUAGAAACGCUCAAAGCGGACAGCUUUAGUGAGUACCUACGAAAGUACAACAAUACCAUCUGCGGACGCCAUCCGAUCGGUGUGCUUAUGCAAUCCGUGGAAGAACUGAAACGCCGUGGUCACCGGAUGAGCUUCAAAUUCCUGAAAUAUGACCAAAGCAAUCAGUGCUGUGAUAAGAAAGACUCCAGCGUGAGCUAUGCCUCCGGUUCGCUGAUAUUUGAGUGAGCUGCUCAUUCAUCUGCAACGCUUUGC